AUGUAUGGCUUUCUUACGUUAGCACCUUUACAGAUGGCCCCAGGAAGUUGGCGGCGACGCAGUUCCAGGCGACGCACGCGCGCAAAGCCUUCCCUGCUUCGCGAAGCCCAGCUUCAAGGCGCGCUUCCAGAUCUCCGUCACUGCCCGCCCGGCUACCUCGCCCUCAGGCAACAUGCCCGAGAAGGACAGGCAGACACUGUGGCGCGUUCGGACUUCUCUGCGGGCGCAGGAGAACUGGGGGCUCAUCACGUACCGGCGAAACAGCUCUGCUCCACGAUUCCGAGCAAUGGGCCGGCGACGUCUCGCCGAAGCGUAAGCUUGUCACCAAUAGGCCCACGAGCUGCUGCACAUGUGGUUCGGCAACCUCGUCACCACGCACUGGUGGGGCGCCACGUGGCUCACGAGGGCUUCGCAGCGCUACUUCACAGUACUAGUCGACCGAGCAAGGUGGAGACGGAGGACUGGCGCAUGUGGGACCCAGUUCGUGGUGGACAGCACCCGAUGGUGUUCGCCCUCGAUCGGUGCCAGACGGCCAACGCGCUCACCCAAUCAAGUCAGCACUCCGCGGAAGCCAGUGCGAGUUUCGGCACCGUUACGUACAGCAAAGGUACAGUCACUUCUGCGGACUCCCAAAGUGUCAGUUCACGUACUGGAGCAUCAGCAGCUUCAACCAAACCUUACGAAAACAAAAGAAGGUUUCUAUUUAAAGGAACCUCAACGGAGCAGUACAUCGUACCUUUAACAUGGGCCGCACAAGGGGAUUCUUUCGAGUUUUCAACUCCCACUGUAUAUUUGGAGAAAAGUUCACCUCUUGUUGGAAUCAACAUGCCGCCAGAAGACAAGUGGGUGAUAUUUAACGUACAGGAAACAGGCUAUUACAGAGUAAAUUACGACGAGAAGAACUGGAAUCUGAUUUCAAAAUACCUGAACGAUCACGCCAAUCCCAUCGACGACAUCCACUACUUGAACCGCGCUCAACUUCUGGAUGACUCUUUCAAUUUGGCGCGAGCAGGUUAUUUGAAGUACAAAACUACUUUGGGCUUGGCAGAUUACCUCAGUCGUGAAACGGACUACAUACCCUGGGCCGCGGCAUACUCGGCUUUCUCUUAUCUGAACCGCAUGCUGGUGAAUCACCCGAAGUACCCAGUGUUUCAGCGAUACAUAUCACAACUCCUCGACAAGGCAUAUCAACAAAUAGAAAUUACAUUUUUAUCAAAUUCCGCACCAGAAAGUCACGACGAAAAAUUAUUAAUGAACAGGAUCACAUCUUUAGCGUGUAUAGCAGAACUUGAGUCGUGCGUAGGCCAUGUGCAUAGGAGAUUGCUAUUUUAUAUCUCUUCUUCUGAAAGCGUUCACCAAGAUCAAAGAAGUGUAGUAUACUGCUAUGGUAUUCGUCAUUCUCCAGAUUUUUUCUGGACUUCUUUGUGGCAAAUGUACCAGUCUUCUACUGACGACGUGGAGCGAGGACUUAUCAUUGCAGAGUUUGUGACGAAAUUCAAAGACGAGCUCGGCUCGACUGGAUAUGCUGCGCUUGCUGUAGUUGAUGACAAUUUACAGUGGCUGUCGACUCACGCAGAAGAAAUUUUUAGAAUUUUGGAAGACAAGGAGCUGCAGAUGUAUCGUCUACCUCAAUCAGUUAUACCGAAUCAUUAUACAAUUUUUAUUGAUGCAGCCUUAGAGCAUGUAUCCUUUACAGGAGAUAUAUCAAUUUUAGUAACUGCAAUGGAAGCAACAGAGGUUAUUCUUUUACAUGCUGAAGGUGUCAGUGGACAAAAUAUAGUUGUAAAAGCUGUAGAUGACGACAAUAAUUUAUAUGAAUCAGAUUCGUUCGAUGUCACACACCAGCUUAUGAAAAUACAUCUUACCCGUCCACUUAUAAAGGGAAAAGUCUACGAAAUUUCCAUGUUCUUUGCCGGGCCUUUGAGGCGUGAUAUGUACGGUUUCUAUCUCAGCAGUUACACAAACGAGAAGGGAGAACAAAUACAAUUAGCAGCAACGCAAUUUCAGCCUACGUACGCACGCAGGGCUUUCCCUUGCUUCGAUGAGCCCAACUUCAAAGCUACGUUCUCUCUCAACGUCAGAGCUCCUGAAUACUACCAUGUUUUAUCAAACAUGCCAUCGAUUGAAACCGUGGCGGUGCCCGACUUCUCUGCGGGCGCCAUGGAGAACUGGGGGCUGAUCACCUACCGCGAAUCAAUGUUGCUGUUCAACGACGGCACGGCGUCUGCGCGCAAAGGCAUCGCCACCGUCAUCACACACGAGCUCACGCACAUGUGGUUCGGCAACCUCGUCACCACGCACUGGUGGGACGCCACGUGGCUCAACGAGGGCUUCGCGCAGUACUUCCAGUUCUACGCCACCAGCCUCGUCAAGCCGGCCUGGAGGCUCAUGGAGCAGUUUGUGGUGGACCACCACCAGGCGGUGAUGGGCGCGGAUGCGCUGCCCACGUCGGCCGCGCUCACCUCCCCCGCCUACACGCCGGCCCAAGUGAGCGCGCGCUUCGGCUCCAUCACCUACAGCAAAGGUGCUUCUGUCAUACGGAUGAUUAGUGCCAUCAUGGGUGAAAACAAAUUCCUAGAGGCGUUGCAUGAAUAUCUUGAUGAAAACCGCUAUUCCACGACGAUUCCCGACGAUCUAUUCAAGCACCUCGUAGAAAAGUUCAGCGAUUCAAAUCUGGAUAAAAUCGCUUUCGAAAACCUCCUAGAAACUUGGACAAAACAACCUGGAUACCCUGUUCUCAAAAUUGUGAGAAACUAUGAGGAUGGCUCUGCAGCCGUAACUCAGGCACGCUUCCUCCUAAAGAGUCAAACGACUCCAGACCCCACACUCUACUACGUCCCGCUCACGUGGGUGGGGCCGGGAGGAGACUUCUCGGCCACAGCGCCCAAGGCCUACCUGGCCCAGGAACAGACUCGGACAGUCACCGGCUUGCCAGGGCCACAGCAAUGGGUCAUUUUCAACGUGCAGGAAACGGGAACGUUCAUCCGAAAGCAGGACGCAGCCAGCGUCUUCUCCUCCGUCUACGGCAACUCCGUCGGCGUCGAGGUGGCGCUCAACUUCCUGGACGAGCACUUCGACCAAGUGGAAGAAUACUAUGGUUCCAUGGGUGCUAUUAACAACAUUGUCGUUGGAAUAGCUGGUCGUCUUACCACGCAGGAACAAAGAGAUAAAGUAUGUAAUAAAUACCAUACAAAAAGAAAAGUUAUUUUCUAUUAUGUAAACCACUUUUUAUACUUGUGA
Molecule: messenger RNA, 3240 nt
Organism: Gryllus bimaculatus (two-spotted cricket)
Lineage: Eukaryota; Metazoa; Arthropoda; Insecta; Orthoptera; Gryllidae
Source: the annotation of a GenBank genome assembly